GCCGUGGCCCACCCCUAGUUGUGAUACCCGGGGUCUUAAACUUGUGGAAACUUAGUAUCAGGCAUCGCGGGCUAGCCCGCACGGCGGCAGCAGAUGGCUGUCUCCAGACGCCGCCUGUUUGUGUGAACAGCCACAGAGAUGACUUGGAUAAAUGGCAACCACGAGAAAUGAUUUCACUGCGUUUAUCCACUUUGGGCUCAGAACACCCCCCACCACCUCACCCCCAUAGUAGCAUUUUUGUUUUGUUUUCUGCAUUUCCGGCGGUGGAACGUGGUUAUCUCCUUUUAAUUGGCCGCCCAGUGUUGUCAGUCCCUGUUGGUAGAAGGCCGUAGCCUAUGACUGAGGCGUGCCCUGCAGGAAGUUUACUUUAUCGUGGGGCAUAAAAGAUCUAUCUAGAGGCAAAAUUGACCGUGUGAGAGGAUGGAGAAGGCUAAACGAAUGGUAGGGGAAAUGGGUGCUAUAGAGACUCAAAGAUCAGAGCAUCUCUGUGGACCCGGAGCAGUGCAGAGGUAGAGCAAACUAGCCAAGGAGGAUUCUGUUGCUUUGGAAGAUCAGUUUGAGCCAGUGACUGUCUGACUUAUCGUAGAGUGAUCGCAGAAAAAAGAUGCUUCAGGGGCCUCCCCGGUGGCCCAAGGGGUUAAGAUGCAACCUGUGAAGCUAUCCGCAGCCUCUGCAGCAUGAGUUCCAUCCCAGAGCCGUACAGACUUUUGACUGGUGUUGAUUACUUAGUUGGAAGAAAAAACUGUAACAUUCUAAUUGAAGAUGAUAAGUCAAUCAGUAGAGAUCAUGCUGUGUUAACUGCAAAUUUUUCGGUCAACAACCUGAGUCAAUCAGAUGAAAUUCCUGUGUUAACAAUAAAAGAUAAUUCCAAGUAUGGUACCUUUGUUAAUGAGGAAAAAAUGCAGAAUGGCCUUACACGCACUUUAAAGACAGGGGAUAGAGUUACUUUUGGAGUGUUUGAAAGUAAAUUCAGAGUAGAGUAUGAGCCUUUGGUCACGUGUUCUUCUUGUUUAGAUGUCUCUGGGAAAACUGCCUUAAGUCAAGCUGUAUUACAGCUUGGAGGACUUAAUGUAAAUAAUUGGACAGAAGAAUGUACGCACCUUGUCAUGGUAUCAGUUAAAGUUACCAUUAAAACUAUAUGUGCACUCAUUUGCGGACGUCCAAUAGUUAAGCCGGAAUAUUUUACUGAAUAUGUUAAAGCAAUUCAGUCCAAGAAACAGGCUCCACAAAUUGAAAGUUUUUACCCAGCUAUUGAUGAACCAACUAUUGGAAGUAAAAAUAUUGAUCUGUCAAAACGAAAGGAAAGAAGACAAAUCUUUAAAGGAAAAACAUUUAUAUUUCUAAAUGUCAAACAGCAUAAAAAACUAAGUUCAGCCAUUAUUUUUGGAGGAGGAAAUGCUAGAUUGAUAACAGAAGAAAAUGAAGAAGAAGAUAGUUUCUUUUCAACUCCUGGAACUUGUGUUGUUGAUGUAGGAGUAACAAACUCACAAACCUUACUUCUUGACCCUCAGAAAAAGUGGAUUCAUUCAAUUAUGGAUAUGCUCCAAAGGCAGGGUCUUAGACCUAUUCCUGAAGCAGAAAUUGGAUUGGCAGUUAUUUUCAUGACAACAAAGAAUUACUGUGAUCCUCAGGCCCUUGCCAGUACAGAAUUGAAGACAACUCCAGGGCCAAGCAUUUCCCAAGACUUUUCAGUCAAUGAGAAAUUAAUGCCAAGUGACCCAAUGAAUAUUAAAACAUAUAUAGCUGACACAGAAUCAGAGCAAGCAGAUACAUGUAUGGAUUUGAGUGAAAGACCAAAAGAUACCAAAAUAACCAAAAUGGAACAGAAAUUCAGAUUGCUUUCACAAGAGGCAUCUACUGUGAAGGAACCUCCCAAAAUAGGCUCCAGUAAUAAUAAUGUAUCAAAUUCUAUGCUUAGGGUGAAAACCCCUGAUUAUCAGCUUUCACCUACUAAAUUAUCAGGUGUGAAUAAAAGUCAAGGUCGGGCUUCUCAACAUCAGCAGACCAACUCAAUAAAAAACUACUUUCAGCCAUCCACCAAAAAAAGGGAAAGGGAAGAAGAAAAUCAAAGAAAUUCUUCAUCUAAAUUAGCAAGAAUAGAAAUGUCUUGUUCUCUCUUAGAACAAACACAACCUAUAACACCCUCAGUAUGGAAUAAUAAGGAACAGCAUUUAUAUCAGAAAGAGCCAGUGGACAUAAACUCAGAUAACUUAUUUACAGAGAUAGAUGUUGAAUCCUCUGUGAAAAAUUCUGCCAGUAAAUCUCUAUCUACUGAAAAGCUAAGAUCAGAAAAAAGAAGAGAUAGGGAUGAUUUAGACAUAGAGGAUGAAGUAUUAAAACAGUUAUUCAAGAACAUGAAACCAGAAUUAGAAAUUCAAGUGAAUGUUCAAAAACAAGAGGAAAAUGCCAAUAUUAAAAAAAGACCAAGAUUGGAUAUAAAAACAAAUGGCACUUUUAAUGAUGAAGCAACACUGGAAAAUAACAAAAUAUCUGAAGAAAGUGAAAUUGGGAAGAAAGGUGAGAUCAAGGAAGAAUCAUUAUGGUCAGCUAAAGAAGAAUUAUCUAAUAAUGACAAUCUUCAAGAGGAUGAUGAGAUGCUUCCAAAGAAGGUAUUACUGACUGAAUUUAGAUCUCUGGUGGUUCGUAACUCUAACUCCAGCAGUGUAUCCAGUGUAAACAAAGAUUAUGGUCAACUAAAGAAUUUUAAGAAAUUCAAAAAGGUCGCAUUUCCUGGAGCAGGAAAACUUCCACACAUCAUUGGAGGAUCAGAUCUAAUAGCGCAUCAUACUCGGAAGAAUGCAGAGUUAGAAGACUGGUUAAGGCAGGAAAUGGAGGUGCAAAAUCAACAUGCAAAAGAAGAGUCUCUUGCUGAUGAUCUCUUUAGAUAUAAUCCUAAUGUGAAAAGGAGAAGAUAACUGAAGAUUUCAUAAAGAAGCCAUCAAAAACAUUUCUUAUCAUACACUUCAAGUUUUUCCUGAGAUUACAUGCAUAGAAGUUUAGAAGAUUGAAGUUACAAAUAUUUUGUGGCCUAAGUUUGUUAAAUAAAAUGCACAAAAUUCCACACUUUGGUUUGCAACAGUUACAUUUUCUGUUUUCAAGUCAUU
This is a messenger RNA of Talpa occidentalis (Iberian mole), 3104 nucleotides long. RefSeq names its product nibrin (gene NBN). The transcript has 16 exons. Bases 678 to 2915 code for a protein of 745 amino acids. Gene Ontology annotation, biological process: double-strand break repair via homologous recombination; mitotic G2 DNA damage checkpoint signaling; telomere maintenance. The record is from RefSeq and is a predicted model, not a curated record. Gene Ontology annotation, molecular function: damaged DNA binding; protein binding. Lineage: Eukaryota; Metazoa; Chordata; Mammalia; Eulipotyphla; Talpidae. Gene Ontology annotation, cellular component: Mre11 complex; nucleus.